Panicum virgatum (switchgrass) is the source of this 1149-nucleotide messenger RNA. Its product is annotated as F-box/LRR-repeat protein At3g48880-like. Lineage: Eukaryota; Viridiplantae; Streptophyta; Magnoliopsida; Poales; Poaceae. The record is from RefSeq and is a predicted model, not a curated record. The transcript is spliced from 2 exons. Bases 58 to 942 code for a protein of 294 amino acids. Gene Ontology annotation, molecular function: protein binding.
UCCCCACUCUAACAUUUUCGGCUUCAAUUAGAGGUUGCCCUGCAUCUCCAUCCGUCCAUGGCGAUGCCGCCGGGCCGACCGUGGGCGGAGCUGCAGCACGACCUCCUGGUGGCGAUCAUGACCCGCGUGGGCGCCCCGGACCUGCUCUCCGGCGGCGCGCCGCGCGCCUGCUCCUCGUGGCGGGCCGCGGCGCGGGACCCGCUCGCGUGGCGCCGGGUCGACCUCCGCGACUGGGCCGCGCUCACCUCCGGCCGCCGCUCCGCGGGACCGGGGCCCUCCGGCGCUCGGGUCCCCGUCCACGCCGCGCUCGCCGGCAUCUUGGACGUCGCCGCCACGCUGGCGGAAGGGCGGAUCGAGGCCGUGCUGCUCCCCGAAUUCGCAGAUGAAGACCACCUGCUGUUCCUCGCUGAGAGGUGUCCGAACCUGCAGUAUUUCAGCCUUCCUAGCACCUGUAUGACUUACGAUCAGUUCUGUAAGGCGAUAGGCGAACUUCAUUCACUUAAAGGCAUGGCAGUGGAUGAGAGUCUUAUCAACUACGAUGUCCUCCUCCACGUGCAUCAGUGCUGCCCAGACUUUGUGGAACUGAAGGUGUCUGCUUUGUACGUGGAUGAAGAGAUGGCUUCGGUCAUCUGUACUUCUCUUCCUCAGCUGAAGAAGCUCGAGAUACCAAGUUCAGAUAUGCCUGCCUCUGCGAUAAUAAUGUUCCUUGAUUGCCUAGAGGAGCUUGAGUACCUGGACAUAUCAGGUUAUGAGACAUCCACGAUCUCCAGCGUUGUUCUUGAAAAAGCUUCACGGCUCAAGGUCUUUCUUUGGAACUCCAAGUUUGAGCUCGGGGAGUUCGUGGACUGCUCAAACUGUGGUGAGCACAACAUCAACCCUGGAGAGCCCUGUAAGUGCAUGAUGGAGCAUAAGGUGAUGGACUGGCUGGCUGGACCAGCAUAGACUUCCUAAACCAAAGGCAUCUGUUGUUUUUUGUUGCUAAAUUAUUAUGUUUCUCUGUUUGUAAAAUGUCAACCCUUGUUAUAUUUGGUGUUUGAAACAUGUAACAGUAAAUCCAGCACUUGUAACUUUUAACCAUGUAAUGCCUUCUCUGAGGUGAAAUGGAUCGAUCGAUUUCCAUGAUUGUUCUUCAGUUAUGCAUUGGAGUAA